Molecule: messenger RNA, 480 nt
Organism: Cricetulus griseus (Chinese hamster)
Lineage: Eukaryota; Metazoa; Chordata; Mammalia; Rodentia; Cricetidae
Source: RefSeq, a predicted model, not a curated record
AUGGUCUUAUUCUGUGUGGAGUACAUAACAGUUAAUCUUGUGGAAAUAGCCAGUGAAGUUGGGCUCCUUUUUACCAACCACACGAAGGAGGAGGUGAAUGAGUGGUUCACAAAGUAUACAGAAAGGGAUUUUGCUUCAGCUGGGAACAAAGCAACUUUAACUGUGAGCCUGGAUCCAGGGCUCCUGGAGCAGUUCCCUCAUUCCAUGGAGCCACAGCUGAGGCAGCAGGGCCUACCCAUUGCCCUCAAGAAAGGUGUGGUGACCCUGCUAUCUGACUAUGAAGUAUGCAAGGAGGGCGAUGUGCUGACCCCAGAGCAGGCCCGUGUCUUGAAGCUUUUUGGGUAUGAGAUGGCUGAAUUCAAAGUGACCAUCAAAUACAUGUGGGAUGCCAAGUCUGGAAGGUUCCAGAAGAUGGACAAUGACCUACCUGAGAGCACAGCUGAGUCUGAGGGAGAUUCCAAGGAAGAGGAUGACAGCUGA